Dendroctonus ponderosae (mountain pine beetle) is the source of this 1210-nucleotide messenger RNA. Its product is annotated as putative malate dehydrogenase 1B. The record is from RefSeq and is a predicted model, not a curated record. NCBI's taxonomy places the organism in Eukaryota, Metazoa, Arthropoda, Insecta, Coleoptera, Curculionidae.
CAAUUACAAUUUUGAAAUGUCAUUUUAUGCAAUUUGCGGAAAUCCCGACUGUCCUCAUUUCGCACAUGCCUGUUACGUAGCUAAUAACCUUUUUGAACAUUUGCCUAAUUUCAAGUACAAAAAAGUUGAAAAGUCGAAACGAGACUGGCCGGAUUUUGUUGCAGACUUGAACACGAAACAUAGCUGGUAUAUGGUGAAAGGCCCAAUCAUUUGGAAGGAAAUCAGUAUGUGGGGUGGCAAACCCUACUUAAUAGGUGGGUUGGGAGAGUUUUGGGAGUAUUGCUAUUGUUAUUAUGGAUUGGAAUCUUGCAUUCCAAAAGAAGACUUAGCCAAAUUGGCUCAAGACAAUCUAGCGUUUUUUAAAGAGCAAGCAUUUAAAAAAUCCCAGGAGCACAGGAAAUAUAAUAUGGUGAUAAGCAUAUUCCUAAACUCGAGCGAAUUGGGCGAACUGGCUUAUUUAUUGGAAGAAUUUCUCAAAAUUCCAUGUUUGCUUAAUGGCGACGGGUUUUAUGUUAAACUCUUUGAACAAGACAUUGAAAGWACCGAACUACAAAARGACAAGAAGUGUUUGGAAGAUUAUGAAGAGUACUACAAUUCUUUAGCAAUAUUURGAGAUAGACCACUUUUGGAGAUUGUGAAAAGCGAAUAUGAUGCUAUCGCUAAUUGCGAUUUCCUAAUUUUCAUGGAGGAUUUUUCAAGAAACCAAACAGAAACAAGGGAUAUGUGGACGAAACGUUGUUCAACCAGAAUAAACGCGAUGGCUGGCAUAAUAAAUAUUAAUGCAAAACGGGCCCUGCGCGUGAUUUUCUGUAACGAAGGACCAAUAUGUUUUAUGGCCACAUGCAUGAUGGAAUAUUGCACUGUACUGAUACCAUCCAACAUUGUCGCCUUAACUGCAGAUCGAGGGUUAUCUGUGAUUAGUGCCGUAUCUGAAAAGACAGGAGUGCCCGUUCCAAAAAUUGGCUCUCCUCCAGUUUGGGGCUUUGUUGGUUGUAAUGAAUAUGUUGAUGAAUCCAGUAUUAUAUUUAAAGCUCAUAUACUGAAACCGUACAAGAGGACUGGGAUUGAAGAAGUUGGUUUAUUGGUUUGUGCUGAAGAUAACAGAGCUUACAGAGGUAUUGUUUGGGGUGCAGCGCAGGACCGUAUUAAUCAAAUAGACAUUAAGAGCCAUGGAACUGAGAAAUAUGAUUUGGAAAUGGAAGAAAGGUAG